CAGACUCGAAUCGGGCGUCUAUCGUUUUUGUGCUAUACCUCAAGUGGUUUAUUCCCUCUCAGACAUUUGGUCAAUUCACGGUCGUUGAGACCUACGCUCAUUGUCUAGCGGCUGCCGCCUUGAGAGCUCACCGGUAGAUUCUCCACCCUGUAGGCUUCAGCACACGUCCACCUUUGUCGGCGCGUUGGCAAGACAUCUGUGCUGCACUUACCGCUGCAGAAAAUGCAGAGCUGAAAUUCUAGCGUUCGGGCGAUGUACAAUACAUAAAGCCGACUACAAGCUCACCUCAAACAGCGGAUCAAUUCCAACGCAAUGGCACCUACACUCGAACCGAAAGAGAUCAAACUCCCUGGCUUCGGACUCCCGUACGAUGGCUGGGAACAAGAUUCUGAGGACUAUGCACAGGCGCUCUCGACGGUAAUGGACUGGACCCACCCCGUUAUGACAAUCCGGGAGAGAUGCAUGUUGUUCUUCGUGGACAGGAUAUCCGAUAAGCCAGACUGGACACGUAAGGUGCAUGAUGAGGAGAUUGUCGCCAAAUGGAAGCAAGAAGCAAAGGAGCUGGAUUGGACCAAGAUCAUCGAAGGUGGCGACAUGACCGACAAGAUGUUGAACUACUGCAUCGAUGAACUACGCUACAAAGCCGACUUGUACGAGAAGACUCGCAUCAUUCCUGUACUGGACGCUUCAUCAUGCGUACUGAAGUCAGAUAACGCUAUACCGAACCAGCUCAAAGAUGAUUUGAGGAAGGCAGUCGCACUCCUCGAAGAUGUGCCUCAGAAUCAGCAGGACUGGCACCCGGGGUCUGAUGGUACAAUGCUUGAUUUGGUACAUCCCUCGCUCUUCCCACUCGUAUACGGACGCUCGCGCAUCCUGCCGGAUUCAACGAUAACCCUCGAUGAUUGUCUCAACAGCAUUGGCAAAGGUGUCACGGUGCCAAACCCGCUUAGUCGAGGUACUCCAUUAAACCAAGAUAUCCGUAGUCGUGAAUGGUACGGUAACCCGACCGACCUUUGGUCACAUCGAUUUCAAUGGCUACCCUGCAACGUAUCUUUCCCGGACGGAGAUAACGCACGAAUCGACUCCUAUAUCAACAAUCUGCAUCCGAAGGAUCACACAGAUCUGUACCAUGUUAUUGAGAAGAUAAUCACUAAAGCCAUCCCUUUCUGGAAUGUCGUCUAUCAAAGCGUUCCAAAUCAUGGAUUGUUGGAGACCAGCUUACGCAUCAGCUGUGACAAUGUCAGCUAUACGUUACCCGAUCGCGUAAAUGAAGACAUGCCCGACGACUUCGAUGACGAAGAAGAUUACUGGGAGUACAAACAGAGGCAAAGAGUCUACAGCUUACCGGAACCUGGCGAACCUGGCGAGCAUUCAAUCACAGUCGACGAUGUGGAAAAGAAGUUCACAUUCCUUGAUCUAGACGAUGAGAAGAACGAGAAGAAGUUUCAGGUCAUUGUUAAGUUGGCCAACAUACAUUUGACACCCGAGAAGCCUGAGUACAAGGGUGGCUCGUGGCAUAUCGAAGGCCAGCUAAACGAGCACAUCGUUUCCACAGCAUUGUAUUAUUACGAUAACAGCAAUAUCACGGAAUCUCGUCUGCAUUUCCGCACCAGAGUUGAGGCAAAUCACUUCGCCGAUGACAUAAGCUACGAGCAAGGCGAUGAUCUUGGCUUCAAGACUAUCUGGGGCGUCGAUAACCAGGCACAAAAUGAACAACUCCUCGGCAGUGUACUGACCCGGGAGGACCGUCUCAUCGCAUUUCCGAACGGCUUCCAGCAUCGCGUCGGAGAUUUCAGGCUGGCCGAUCCGACCAAGCCAGGUCAUCGCAAGAUCCUGGCGCUGUUCUUGGUAGCCCCUACCAUACCGAUCAUCUCGACGGCAAAUGUGCCGCCACAACAACGCGACUGGUGGACUCGCGAAGUGAAGCUGGAUGAAAGCAGAGUAGGGCAAUUGCCUGCUGAGCUUGUCGACAUGAUCGCCGAAGGCGUCGAAGACUUCCCCAUUGGGUUGGAAGAUGCAAAAGCGAUCCGGGAGGAACUGAUGGUCGAGCGCAGUCAGAUAAACGAGGCGGUCGAUUCUGCAAUGUGGAAUGAGAGCUUCAGCUUCUGCGAGCACUGAACUUGUGUGGUAGAGCGUUGUCUUCCUCUCCACCUUAGAACUUCGUCGCGCUUCAAGCGUGAGGGGAUAG
Messenger RNA from Macroventuria anomochaeta, 2188 nucleotides. RefSeq lists its product as uncharacterized. Lineage: Eukaryota; Fungi; Ascomycota; Dothideomycetes; Pleosporales; Didymellaceae. The record is from RefSeq and is a predicted model, not a curated record. Bases 313 to 2118 code for a protein of 601 amino acids. The transcript has 3 exons.